AUGCGGGCAGGGCGAAGCGGAAGAAGAAGAGAGGGCGGCCAACAUCCGCGCUUUGAGGCGGACGUGGCCGUCCUCAGCGACGGCUUUGCCACAACACCUGGAACCGCGAGCCGAGACGACGACAACGCGACGCCCCCCAAGACGCCCCCGCGGCCGCCUCAGCUGGCCGGCACUCGCCGCCGGCUCAGCGUGUGCCAUCCCAUGGAGUCGGUCAUCUUGCUCAACGAGAGCCGGGGAACAGGCUCGCCCAGCACCAGCGGCGCUGUGUCUGCCGAAGAGGAGACGCUGCGACUCGAAGGCUGCCUGCCGGCUGAGAAUGCACUGCUGGGCUUUGUGCGGCAGUACCCGGCCCAGGGUCACACCCUGCUCCUGUACGGUGCCUCAGGCUCCGCCUUCAUCUACCUGGCCAAGAUGAUCGCCAAGGAGGACCCGCGCUGGGAGGUGCACUACGUGCGCAUGAAGCAGUUCUUGGGCCGCUCCACGGGCCGCGACUGCCAGAGGGAGCUGGAGACUCUGUUCACCGAAGGGGGCAAGGACAAGAUCAAGAUGCUCUUCUUCUACCUGCUGGACACCAUCUACGGGAACACGCUGGCGCCUGAAGAGAUGGAGUACGCGCACCGGUUCAAGAAAGAACUGCCCCAAUACUUGAAGCGCGUGGCGUCGGCCGGGAAGCAGCAACUGGCAGUCGUGGCGUCCGCGAGAAAACCUUGGCUCUUCCCGAGCGACCUGCAAAUGCUCUUCCAGAAGUGGGUCCACGUUGGGCUGCCGGGUCCUACCGAGCGGAUCCGGCUCAUUAGGGCACACAUCGGACAGGUUCCCUGCUCACUGAGCGACUCCAACAUCCUCCAGCUGUCGCGAAUGACCGAGGACUACACCUACUCGGAGAUUGGGAACAUGGUGGAAGAGGCCCACUUGGGACCUUUCAAGAGGAUCGAAGCGGCCACGCACUUUCGACAGGUAGGCAGCCACUGGGAAGUUUGUUCGCCCAGCGAACGCGGUGCCGUCCAGCUGUCCUGGCACACGAUGAACCCGACAGAUGUCAAGGAACCCAUCGUGUACGGCGAUCUUCUGGACGGGUUUGUGAAGGUGGAGCUGCGUCGAUCUGACAAGGAGCUGGCGGAAAUGGAGACUGUCCAGCUUGCUCACCCGGAGCCCAAACAAGAUCUCAGUAAUCCCACCGAUGGAGCACGUAGCAGUGAAACGAGCGGAAAAGUUCGUAGCUGA
Molecule: messenger RNA, 1224 nt
Organism: Dermacentor silvarum
Lineage: Eukaryota; Metazoa; Arthropoda; Arachnida; Ixodida; Ixodidae
Product: vacuolar protein sorting-associated protein 4A
Exons: 1
Coding region: 1-1224 (407 amino acids)
Biological process (GO): vacuole organization; endosomal transport
Molecular function (GO): ATP hydrolysis activity
Source: RefSeq, a predicted model, not a curated record